AUUUCAGCCGCCAGAGGGCGACAAAAGCCCGCACACACACGCCACGAGCCCUCGGAAGUUGAGAGAGAGCGUGCUCCCCAACACAACCAAAACAAUGAAAGCUAUCAUUCAGAGGGUCACCAAGGCGACCGUGACAGGUGAGCAGCUGUGUGGACUCAGCAAGGUUCCUUUUCUUUGACACCUUUAUAAAGUCGUUUCGUUAAGGGUAAACAUCUGUUAGUGUCUGUCCACUCACUGAUCAUGCAUUUGAGCUAGCAUAGCAAGGUUAGCUUCAGCAGUCUUUGAAUGGAGCCCAAACUGAAGUGUGAUCACUGUUUAUUCCGGCUCAGAGGAAAACACGAUGGAUUUAUCUCACAGCGCCGAUCAGGAGAGUGUAUACUGUUGUUACUGAGUUUCUAACUCUUUUUUGUUCCCUGUCUGCAGUGGGAGAAGAACAAGUGAGCGCAAUAGGACGAGGACUGUGCGUGCUGCUGGGGAUUUCAGUGGAGGACACCCAGAGGGAUGCUGACUACAUGUGAGUGUUUGGGAGGGACCCUUUCUAGAUUUGAUCAUCAUCCCUUCAACAUAGUGCCAGAAAAAUCUGAUCGAUCACACUGACUUAUUUGUAUUAAUAAAUUGAGCCAUAAUCGACAACUUUAGAAAGUGGAAUUUUGUUAUCACUUAGAAGAUGUAGGCAUAGACAUGCUAAAAAUAGUGUUCCGAUUUCUUAAUUUGUCCACCAGAGCGCAUUGAGAAGUUUAUUUAUAACUUUUCAAAAGUCAGUCUAAUGUUAUUCAAGUAUUUUUAGACUUGGAUCUAUUUUAAGGCCUGUGUGACAAACUUUUGUGGCUUCAGUGCAGCUUGUGGGGCAAAUGUACGUGAUCAAAGUCCUGCAACUGUCUGCCAGCUGCACAACUGAUCUGAGGAGGUUUUUAAUCCAAGCAUAAAAAAUAAAACUUCACAAAAACUAUCCCCAUAGAGAUGGAACCUUCAUCUGAAGAGGUGAGGUACCUCUUGACUUAAUACAAGAGCCAGCAUCCCUGAUAGUUAAGCCAAGUUAAGAACAAUAAAAGAAUAAUUGCGCUAGAGAUCUGAUUCAGCAGACAUGGAUUUUAUUGCCUUUUUGUGAGUUUUGGCCUCGAUAAAAUCCAGAGGCAGCAAUCACCACAAUCUAAUCUUGUUACUCCCCACUGUGAUUCAGGACUCCAAAUUUCAAACUUGUAUGACCUAAAAUGUCCAAGUAACAAUUUAUCUUCUCGAUUUUCUUUUUCAGACCAAAAGCAUUUUUUAAAAAGAGGGUUUUUUGACCCCCAAGGCUAAACUACUCCAAGUUGAAAGUGGUUAUUAUCAUCGUGAGAUGGCCUAAGGCAGUGGUUCUCAAGUCCAGUCCUCGAGGCCCACUGUCCUGCAUGUUUUGGACGUUUCCCUGCUCCAACACAGCUGAUUCAAAUGAUUAGCUCGUUAUUAAGCCAUUACAGAGCUUGAUAACGAGCUGAUCAUUUGAAUCAGGUGUGUUGGAGCAGGGAAACAUGCAGGAGAGUGGGCCUCGAGGACUGGACUUGAGAACCACUGCCUUAAAAAAGGGCUAUUUCUGUAAGAUUCCUUUGUAUAAUGUUGUCAGACACUUAAGAUAACAUUUAGAUCCCGUUUGAGGAAAGCAAAAUACACAUGAUUAUGAGCAGAAACAUCAGGUGCAUUAGCAUGGCUUUCAUUUUCAACCUGCUUUCAGGCUGUGAACAAUAUACUUCAACACUAGGAGGAAAACUUUCUGCACAUUUCAGUAAUUUCAGCUGCAAACACUGGGGCCCAUUCAGUGUUUGAACUGAGAGAUUACAAAAUGUCUGAGGAUGCUUAUUGAUGUUCACCACACAGAAGAUUAAAUGGGAUCUAGAGAGUGUCUGAAACAAAAAGGAAAUGUGGAUUCAAGUAUCAUAAUGGAAAAAAGAACACACAAACUAUCAGAAAAGCUAUUAAAUAUACAUGAAUUGCAGUGAGAGGCCAAAAACAAUCACAGUAAAGUUGCGUCACCCACAAUGAAAUUAUCGCUCUCUGCAACAAAACAGACAAAUAAAGAUGUUGUUGUGGUGAAUAAAACAUCUCCUCUUGGCCAAGCUCUAAGUUCUUUUUCAUGUCCUGCCAUGAAAAGCAGCCAGUGCCUGCCUGCAAACUUGUGUUAUGCUUUUUAAAUGUUCAACUUUAUUGGCGUAAACAUGCAGAAGUCUGGAGUGGUCCCUCGAAACAUAAGACAGUAAUUUUUUUCAGCCAAUGUAGACCAGAGCGAUCUUUGUAGUUGCUAUUUUCCUCAUGUGUUUUCAGAGUACGAAAGAUCCUGAACCUGCGGCUGUUUGAAGACGAGAACGGGCGAGCGUGGAGUAAAAGUGUCAUGGACAGAGACUUUGAGGUGCUGUGUGUGAGCCAGUUCACACUGCAGUGCAUACUGAAAGGCAACAAGCCAGACUUCCACUUAGCCAUGCCUGCAGAGCUGGCCCAGCCCUUUUACAACAGCAUCCUGGAGAACAUGAGGAGCUCCUACAAGCCAGAGCUCAUUAAAGGUGGGUCAAAUGAUGAGUGUUCAUUCAUAGGAUCUUGAGUGGUAGUGGAAAAAAAGUUGUCCUUGUCUCGAAAACAAAGUAGGAAUUGUGUCAUGAGUGAUCUCCCAGUCUUGACGAAGGGGAGCUUUACAUCUACAUAGAAACUGCACACUACUGGAUGCAAUAGAGCAGGAACACUGCUCACACCAUUUUAUCCUCUAGGAGCCUCUCCUAAAGGAGACCUCAUCUGAAAGACCAGUAUGACUUUUAUAAACAGUUCUCAUGUAAAAGGGUGUUUUUGCACGGAGUCCUGUUCAUCAGAGUCAGCACGGGCUGCAAACUGAGCUGCCACUAGCAUUUUUUUUUUUGUUUGGAGAGCAGGCUUCCUUUGUAAUUAUCAAUGUCAAGGUUAGAAGCUGCUAAAUCAUCCACAUGGGUAUGUCUCUGCUGUAAAACUUUCAGACCUACUAAAUAAAGCAUUAACAGGGUGGCUUUUUGAAAGGACUUUAAGGGACUGCUAACCAAGCUGCUACUAUCUUUAACCCCAUGGCUAAAUAACAUUUUGCAUCCUAGUAAAUUACUCGUUCAACAGUUCAUCUGUAUGACCUCAGACCUCAAACUAUCUGCUACAGUGGGAAACAUAAGACUCAUCCCUUAUUCGGCUCUUGUAUAUUUACAUAAAGAUUGAUAAAAUAACGCAUUAAUGUUGGUCAAUCAUAGAAAAAGUCAGAUGUUUAAGAAAUGAAAGCAGAUAUGAUUGUACACAACCCUCCACAGCUGAUGUGCAAACUAGGGUCCGACCGAUUUAUCGGCGAGUCGAUUAAAUCGAGCAAUUUUAGCCCGUUUGUUCUAAUCGGUAAUCGGCCAAAACUUGCCGAUUUUCGUCAAUAUUUUCAGGAAUAAAAUGCGAAGAUUAAGAUUCGGUUUCACUUCGAAAAUGUUCCGCCAUUUGAAAAGUGUCCCGACUUAUCUUGUAGACGGCGCAGCGACCUCAUGACAAUCUUAUCCACUAAUUUCGUCACAGCACAGCAGAGUGACGGAUCUGAAGCAGGCAGCUCAGGGACGCACGGAGGAGAGUGGUCCGCCUCAACAGUAAAUAAACUAGUUUUUGAAGUACACAAUAAGCCAACAAGUUUCAUUUCAACCCACUUCACGAUGUUCCCCGCUGUGCUUGUCUCGGUCACGCCGAGUUAACAGUGAAGCACCAUGUAAUAUGGAAGCUAAAGUUAGAGUUAGCCACCUGCUGUUAGCCUUGCUCCACAGUUAGCCGUGCUAGUAACAGUAGCAUAAAAAGCAGUACACAUUACAUGAUCGAGCUACUUCUCUUACUGAGGCAGCUGCAUGUCUCCAGAUGAGACCAGAUGUCUCCGAGUUUGAUCAGUCUGUCUUCCUGUCGACAUGAAGAGCAGUAGCCUACAGUAUAUCCACGAUACCUGUGUGUAUAUAUAAAUAUAAAUAUAUAUAUAUAUGUAUAUAUAUAUAUAUAUAUAUAUAUAUAUAUAUAUAUAUAAAAAAUAAUAACUUCAUAAAAAAAUUUAAAAAUGGUCCGAUUAAUCGGUAAUUGACCCCCCCCCAAAUAAUCGCUAUCUGCAUCGGCCCCCAAAAAAUCUGUAUCGGUCGGGCCCUAGUGCAAACGCAGUGCAAGUUACCUCCUAUAAAUGUAACUGACUUUGAGAGUACAUUAUAUCGAAGAUAAUACGCUCUGUAUCCCUACAUGACUGUUUUGUGUACACACUCACUCUUUACUGUGACACAGACACACACAAGUUUAGACUCCCACUCCGAACAUCUAAACUCUAAAAGCAUCCAUCGAGGUGAGACCUUUUUCCAUUUGAUCAGAAAUGACUCUUCUUCCAGCUUUCUCCGCUUGUGAAAAGUUCUGUCUUUUAGUCGUUACUUUUGAUACUUUUGGUACUUUUUCAACUACGGUGCUCAAAAAAAUAACAACUUUAUAUCUAAGACUCUGCUAGAUUGGCCAACUCUGCACACACUUAAGGGAGCAGACAGAAACGGGGGUAGGGUGAGGUGCAGGUCAAAGUAGAUUGAGACUUAGGAAGGUAGAAGGUAGAGCACGUUUCAACUGUGCAAGUUGGUAUAAAAAUCUGGAAAUCAGGUAAAGCAGAUGCAUUCUUACAUUACUGAUGUAUGCCCCAUGAAUUGUAAUUAAUUUAUCCUAAAGCUAGCUUGUCAUUAGCUACUUUAACACUGUUAAACAUGGUAACGUCAGACCGAGGUCAUAUACUAAAAAGCUAUUGUUUAUAUCUGAUAUUAUGAUAGAUUUAGUAGAAUUAUUAUAGAAAGAAUGAGAAUUUAAAGGGUCAGUGUGGACAUUAUGGAGGCCUAAACAAAAGUGCUGGUGGAGUAAAGUCUCAGGAGGUUGGUUAACAGGGUUAAAAGAUGCUGUUUGGUUCACAGCUCUGUGUUUCUGAGCUCAUUAAAAACUUCAGUAUGGAGGGUCGCUGUUAAAGCCACUCACUUAUACGUUUGGAUCAGCUCCCGGUCCCCUUGCUACUUAGCUGCCUGUAUCAUCUCAGUGUAAGGUUGUGGCUCUUCAGGGGGAGGUAGUUGGGGAUUAUUGGCUCUGUGAUGCCACGGUGGUGACGGUGGCAGUGAAUCAGGUCAGCCCACCGGGGAGCAGGUGUGGAGAACACCUUGUCCCAGCAAGGGAGGCAUAAGGCUCCCUAAUUAGUCCCCCCCUCCAGAGAGGAAAUAUGAUGACGCAGCUAUUUUUCAGCACGGCCCAGGGCUUCAUUGUGCAGAUGGUGUCAUUAAUCUAGUGGACCCAAAGGAAGAAAGAAGAGCAUUUAAGUUAACUUCCUGUCCUCCUACAGUCCCUUUAUCUUUUGUCCCCAAUGCCUCAAGGCUCCAUGUUAUCCUACAUUCAUACAAAACAUCAACCAUCAGUGCCAAACAUAACCCCUUUGUUUUGUCUCCAUGUUUUCUCUCCAUUAAAAAGUGCUCUUCUUUGUUAGAAAAGGCAAACAUGGAUGCAUAUGUCAAGUUUAAGCUUUCACUGUGUUUUUGUUUCAUCUUCUGUUACUAGAUGGGAAGUUUGGGGACUACAUGCAGGUCCACAUUCAAAACGAUGGGCCUGUCACCAUUGAGCUGUCAUCGCCUACUGGUCCCAAUGACCCCAAACAGGUGAGUCAGUGAGCUUGAAAGCAUUUUUACAUAAAAAGUCUACAUUAUUCAUCCACUUUGGUGACUUUUACUGCAGUUUUCAGCUUUAUUAGUAACAGCAGUGAACAUAUACAAGAAACUUUCCUCCAACACAUGCAGCUCAGAAAAAAAAACAACUGAACGAGGAAGAGUGCAAAGGCUAAUAAAAUCAAAGUUAAACUAUGAGCAGUGAGAGAGGAACAGGUGGAAAAAUAGCUCAUGUGGCACAAACAGGGGGGGCACAGGUUUAGGUUUGACUCUGACGAUAUCCCAAAUAUAUAGAGGAAGUCUCCAUAUCAAUAAAAGUAGGUAAUGAACACUCAGAGUGCUGGACUUGAUACAUGAAAAAGCUGUCAAACUAAUUUGAUGUUUUUGGGGAAAUGGCUAUUCUGCUGUCUUGGGCAAGAAAAACAAAGUAACAGUAGUAUUAAUGAUAAAAAAGACUUAAAUGAGGGUUUUGCUUACUGUACAUUAUCUAACAAAGAGUCACUAUAAUGAAUGUUUAAACUUACAAUGUAAACCUGCUUCAGUUCUCAUUUUACCCCAUCACAGUCAUCAAGGUCUCUGCUUUUAUUUACCUGACUGGUAUUCAUGUGAGGUGUUGUCCAACUUUUCAGUCAGUUCACUUCUAUUCUUUAACCACUAGGUGGCAGUGUUUACCCUGCUGUCACUCUUCUUGUUCAUGCAACAAGACUUUUUAAAUUCAGGUGAGCUAAAUGAAUUGUACAUAGUCAUUAUGUUUUCAGUUGUGGUUCCUCUACAACAUGUACUUUGUUGAAUUAAUACAUACAGGGUAAUGCUUCUUGAAAAAAAAUGAUCACAGCAAUGAUCAAAUGUUUAUGUAAGGAUGCAUCCAGUAUGGAUCUUAAAGGGAUAUUCCGAUGUAAAAUUAAUUUAGACUCAAACACAACGUAAAACCAAGUUAGACACCCCAUUGAGAGAUGAAUGUUGCCGACCGCUUGCUUCUCUAGUUAUACCAACUUUAGCGAGACUGCACAAUCGCAAUACACAGCGGUCUACGUCACCACGCGCUAACCUCAACCAAAACACCACUCUGUAUCCAAAAAUAAUGCUCAGAACAGCACCUAACUUCAUCAACAGUCCAUAUAGGGUCCCCGCCGUAGUACUAGCCACCAAACAUCUCUUUAAGCUUUGCCUGAUUUCUUUAGCAAAGAGACUAAACACAACUCACCUCCUCUCUUCCACCAGUUUGUAGUAAGACCUCAGGCGAAUCCAAUACGGACUGCUGAGGGGUGACACAGCUCAAAGAAGAACAUUUAUGAUCAUUUCUUUUAUCAUUUCCUUGAAGUAAUAGUCAUCAUAAUGAUCAUUUUGCACUGCAGACGCGGUAGUUCUUCUGCCUUAGUGUCCGGGUCUGAUUGCAUUUCCAUGAAGAAAUGAUCAUAAAUGUUCUUUCUUGAGCUGCGUCACCCCGCUGUACCCCGCUCUUUGCUAAAGAAAUUAGGCUAAGUUAAAAAUUUGUUUGGUGGCUAGUGCUGUGGCUGGGACCGUAUAUGUACUGUUGAUGAAGUUAGGUGCUGUUCUGAGCAUUAUUUGUGGCUAUAGUGUGGUGUUUUGGCUGAGGUUUAUGUGUGGUUCCAUAGACUGCUGUUUACUGCUAUUGUGCAGUCAUUACUGAAGUUGGUAUAACUAGAGAAGCAAGCGGUUGGCAACAUUCAUGUCUCAAGGGGGUGUCUAACUCAGUGUUCUGGUGUGUUUGACCCUAAAUUAAUUUUACGCCUGAAUAUCUCUUUAAAGCUAGACCACUUAUUUUGUAUUCAAUAUCUGGAUCAAAAGAGUGUGGAGUUGUUGUUGAGUCCCCAAAGCUGGAUCUCAGUCUGGACCAGUCUUGAGGUCUCAAUCAGUAUGUUAAUAUGCACAGUUAAGUGGAGCUGUGGUUACAGCUCAUUAAGUGAUUUAACUGGACUGGUGUCCUUGUCCGUGUCUCUUAUCUCUUAACAAAAGUAUGUCUGCCUCUAAAUCUAUAAGCCUUCUUUUAGCUUGUGACUAUUGGGUUGAUCAACUAUAUCACACACCAAAAAGUCCACAAACACAUUAGAAAGAAGCUAACAGGUUGUAUGUAACACAAUGAAAGCACUGUUAGCUUUAAGGCUCAGUACCUUUGGUAAUGUACCAGACAACGCCCUCCCCUUCUUCUGUCAAACUGCUGUUCAACUUGCCUGUCAAAGCCGAACAUGUGAACUGUGGAGUGCAGAAAGCUCAGGCCAGUUUGAGUCGGAUCGAGGCGCAUAGAUGGAAGAGGAAAUCAAUCCCCAAACGCAUUUCUAGGUAGAUUAGUCUGACAGUGAGAAAUUUGAUUCAGUGUUAUUUCAGUCGGACUUGUGCGUUUAUGUGUGCAAACAAGGGAUGUGGCAAAGCUCCUUAUUUUGCAGCUGUUUAAACAGAAAUUGAAAUCAGGAUCAGCUGACUAGUCUAAAGAUAGAGCAGCAGUGCCUGAGUCCUUCUGUCAGGUCAGUGUUCAUAUAUACCUGCACUUGUUCAGUAUUGCUAAGUUUAAUUCCAGCUUAACAGACACAGCCAUUAUCUUUUUUUUUCAAGAUCAAGAUACAACUGAACUGUCAUCUGUCAUCUGUGCUUGGUUACAUCUAGGUAGUUGGGUGGAGCUACAGCCCUAGCUUGUGAGAGGUGCAAUGAAUUAGUGCUAACAUAUUGAUUCUACAAUAGCGGUUAUGUUCAAUGGUCCAGUGGUGACAACCCAUCUACAUCCUAGCCCUGAGAGUCAUUGAAGAUAUAAACCCCAAACUAAGUUCUAAGACAGUGGUUCUCAAGUCCAGUCCUCGAGGCCCACUGUCCUGCAUGUUUUGGAUGUUUCCCUGCUCCAACACACCUGAUUCAAAUGAUCAGCUCGUUAUCAAGCUCUGUAAUGGCUUAAUAACAAGCUAAUCAUUUGAAUCAGGUGUGUUGGAGCAGGGAAACAUCCAUAACAUGCAGGACAGUGGGCCUCGAGGACUGGACUUGAGAACCACUGUUCUAAUAAAAUAAAAUAAAUACUUUUUGUAGAUGUUUGGAUAAAAAUAACUUUAAAACACCGACAGUAAGAAUCUUGUCCUUGCCAAAGUUGAUGUCUGCCAUUGCCAUGGCUGAUUCACUAGGCUGUCACUCAGUCGUCCUCACAGUGAAGCUAAGAGCCCUUUAUGGCUGAGUCCACUGUACAUCUGUAUGCCAGAUUAACAGGGUGUUACGUGGGCUGCAGAUGAUUGGUACCACAGGCCUUAGGGACCCCACCCCUCUGCAACACCUGUCCCUGCAGGAGUCAAAUAGGUCUGCUACCAGCAUGCCCAUCCUGUUCUCUGCUUUUGAGUACGUCGUGUUUAAAAGUCAAACCAAACUCCUCCUUUAAUCAGACUUUUUAAAAUCUUGAAUCUGCGUAUUUCAUAUUUAAGUGUUUGGAGUUUGCACAACAUGCUUUGAGGCAAGACUGAAUUUAGGGAUCAAAAGGAUACCUGUUGAGCUAAAAUGAAUAUUUGACUAUAAAAGAGUCAAUCUAAUGUGCUGAUGAUGUGUUCUGUACAUCUAUCUUUUGGAGUUAUGUGUUGACACCAACCUGUUUAUGGGACUGGGGAUGGAAAUUAGCCACCUGGCUAUAACCUUAUGUAUUUACAUGUAAAUGUUCAUUAAUGCAUUUAGGGAUGUCCUGAUGCGAUAUUGAUAUCAGAUGUUGGUCCGAGUCUGAAAAAGACGUUGCAGCUGAGUGCAAAACUUGUCAUGCACAAUUUGGCGCCAAUAAUGGAUCAAUGUCAGUAUCGGCCAAUACUGAGGGCUACAAUACCUGUAUCUGUAUAAAAAAGUUGUAUCAGGACAUCCCUCAAUGCAUUGUCCCAUUUAAAUAAAUAAAUCUCUAUCUCAGUAUUGACUUCAACACUGAGAUUGAGGAAAUUGCUCAUGAUUAAACUUUUAAAUUGGUAGUGUGGUCAGGUUUUUGGAGCAAUGUAUUUAGGAGCAGGUCUGCUUACACUGAAGCAUCUAUCUUCAGUGUCAUGUUUUGGGAUACGCCUUGUGCAUUUUUGUGUGUUUUUUUGUGUGUGUGUGUGUCUUCAGCCAAAAUGGUACUGGUUGGACAAUAGCGUUAGGGCUUGUUUUUUGUAUUGGAAUUUGUAUUGUUUGGCAUUUUUGAUGGUAAAAACUUGAAGAUGGAGGAUCACAGGUAUCAUGCAUCACAGGAGCCUCUUUUCCUCAAAAGCCAGCAUCUCUUGACUCAUGAGAGGGGUGAGCAAGGGUGCGUUUCAACCUAGAAUCUGACUGCAAAAUGCUUGACGUCGCUCAAUAUUCCUAUUUCUAUAUCCUGUACCUUGAAAGACAUGACACCAAAAGUGGUUUGGAUGUUCCCUCUGGAGCCAGUGAAUAUCUGCACCAAUGUUCAUGGUCAUUCAUCAAAAAAGGUUGUUGAGAUAUUUUGGUAUAAAGUGGUACAUGGACAGAAAAUGCCAUCUGCACAGCUAUGCUGCAGAUUUAAAAAGCAAUCUCCUGGUGCCAAGAUGUGAAAAUAUGGAGCCUUAUUUGAUAAGGUAUCAAUUUUCAAUGAUUUUCUCCAGGGCACCUGGAGGGAAUAUCUUCAAAUCUGGUACCAACACGGUCUCAAGUUUGAAGCCCGAUAAUCUUUAUUUCUGUGUUUUUCUUUUGAUCCAAAGAAAAGUGUCUUGAAAAAUAUAUUUUGAGACAUGAGUCAAGGAAUUAAAUCAAGUCAACUGCUGUGUAAGAUGCUGCUUCACACAGAUGUGAGAUAGGAGGAGCAUCAUGAAAAUAUCAAAAUUUCACUUGACUUUGAUGAAACGAUGCCCCUGAAAAACUUUGGUGUUUUUCCCGUUCCUUAUCACGAAAACGAUAUCUGAGAACUUUUGGAGGGAAAAAUCUUCACAUUUGGCACAAAUGUUCCCAUGUCCUCAAGAGAGAAAAGAUUAGAUCUUAGAUGUCAGAGGUCAAAGUCACUCUGACUCCACGUCUGUCCCAUCCCUCCAAAAAUGUCUCUUCAUCAAGCCCUUCAGGGAAUGUUGUUACACCUUAUUUAUCUUUACCUAAUCAGAUGUCCCAGAAAAACAACACCAUCUGUUAUCAAUCAGCUGUUUCUUUGCUCUUUCCCUCUUGUUAAACAUUUUGCUGCAAACGCUCUGUUCAGCUUUAGCCCACUACUACUGUUGUAUUAUUACACAGACGUAUCCACUGACCCUGUUACAGCUGCAGCUACACUGUAACAAUGACCUGUUGUGUCCACUGUACAUUGUCUGGUUAACAGAGGCAUGCAACAAAAACUCAUGGUGGUCAACCUGCGGUUUACAUGGUGUGAUUUUCUGAAAACAAUGAUUUGAUUGAAUAAAAGAAGGAUUCAGCUUAGGGCUGGGUGAUAUGGGAAGUUUAUCAUGAUGUCGAUAUAUAUCACAGUAUAAAAAAUGAAAUUUGACAGUGCUAAUUGGUAGCAUGUCUUUUGCAAUACAAUAAGCUCCUGCAUCUGUGAGGUCCUUGUGUCUCUUUGACGUUUUGUCGUAAGGCGCUGCGCUAGAGAUAGCUGUGUGAAUGGUCCGCUGUUUCGGCUGCACGGCGCCAUGGGCUCCUUGCCCUGCUCGGGCUUUGUAACCUUUUACAUUGUGCAUGCUCUGCUGCAUGGCACUGCUUCAGGUGGUGCGAAAGAUUUGAGGUAUUCCCUGACUUUGUGAGAACAUGUACUCGACAUAAUUUGCAGUGCACAUUACUCUGCUUCAUGUCCGACUUCAAAAAACCAAAAUACCUCCACAUCACCAGUGUUGGUUUGUGUGUAGCUGCAGCCUGCUACUAUGCAGUUGUUUGCUACUUGGUUCUAAUCCAGCACAUGAUUGGUUCAGUGUGAAGUAGAUCUGGAGCAACUCCCCUUUUCAUUGGCUAUGCGUAUAGUCUACCAAAACAUGGCAGAAUGCCAACUAUCGAAAAGAAUAUUGACCAGGUUUUAUUUUGAUAUUGAGCGAAAUUAAUUUUUGAUAUAUAUCAUUAUCCUUUUUUCGCCCAGCCCUAGUUCAGCUUCAUAGCUGCAUCUGUGAUACUAUAUAAAUGUGUUCUCCAGAUUUUUUCUGACCUCUUUGUUAGGUGAACUACGUACUGUAAGUACAAGUAGCACCAGUAUGGAAGAAGCAGCCAGUGUGAACUGGGAGGUUUAAACUGUCUUUUUGCAUAAAUACUUGUAUUGUGUUCAGCAGAGUCCACAAUGUGCACUUUCUGUGCAGCUGUGUAGCUCUGUUUAGUACCAGCUGACCUUUUUCCUGUGGAUUUUGUGCAAGCUGCCUGUAUGGUGGCUGAGUUGAGCUUGUGGCAGCUGGAUAUUUGGGCGGCCCUGCCAGUGAGGGAUGCAGCAGUAAACUGAUUUCACAAUCAGCCGCAGAGUAAAAUGUCACAACACCAAGUGUUUCUGUUGUCACUCCCAGAAGGGACUCCUACAUUGUUUUUCCCACAACGUGCACAGAGCCACAACGUGACUAAGAGUGAGCCUUGUGGUGCACCACUGCAAUAUGUUUUGCUUAUCGACAUGGAAGCUAUGCUUCAGUAGUUGGAAGGGACUGAGAAGCUUAGUUUUGUAUCCAUCAGAGACAAAUGUGUGAGCAUUUUCAGCACAUAAAGAGUGGCCAAGAAGUUAUUCAGGACGGUAGAUCACCUGUCCUCAAAAUAUACAACUAAAAGUUUUAGCUGAAGGGUCAAACCCAGUCAACUGAGUGCAGCCUCUGUGGAGACCGAUAAGCACUAGAAGACAAUACAUAAUAACUGAGUGACGUUACAGAGGUUGCAAGUUACAUGAUGCAACUCUGAAUUAGACAUAAAGGUGUUGGUUACAAAAAAUGGUGUAGCAUGAAAAGUCGGGCUUCAGUGCGGAGUACACACACUCAACAGAACAGCGAAGAGACACGAUCCACGUCACUUUGUGCAGCCAAGUGGCAGCUUGUUACUUAAAGCACCAUCUGCUGGCAUUUUACUGGUGCAUUGGUUGAAAACAAAGUGGCAAAGGUGCUUUCUCCAUACACUGAAUUAACCAUAUGCUUAUGUGUUUAUUUAGUCCAAGUCUGUUUGUGUAUAUUUCUCCAGCUGCUGAUGGCAAACUGCUGUUUAUUUAAUUGUCAAAUGACCAAGCUGUCCAAAAGAGGAGCUAAAGUUAUCAUGAAGUUGUGCCUCUCGGUAUCAGAAAUACUCCUCUGUCAGCCUCUUACUGCAGCUUUUUGAAAGAACUUCAUACAUCCAUCUGCUUGAGUCACUUCUGGUCACUUCCAUGGAUCCUUUCCAGCGUCCUUAUGCUUUGGCUGAGGGCCGGCUUUGGCUGCUCUCCCUUUGGUGGGUUUGGCUCGCUUGCCCAAAGGGAGGGAUAUUAAGCGGCCCUCAGAAUUUUAAUCUUGUCUGUUUGGGAUGUUUUGCCCUGGAGGCCGAGGAGCUGAAGCCAAGGCUGAACAUGAGGGAUAAAGGGCCGGCCAAUGGGCUGAGCUUGGCAUGGUGAAGAAAUGAAGCAACAGCCAACAGACACUGUCCCUUUCUUUCCAUGAAUCAGGGAUUUGGUCCACUGCAGGGUCAAGCGGCCAGCAAACAAUGGUGUUAUCCAGAGUAAAGAAACCCACCCUGUGUGGAUGUUUUCUGAGGGCUCGAUGGCAGAGGAGUUUUUCUGUUUGUCCACCUGACUGUUUGAGCACAAGCGCUGAGCUGAAACCAGCAAACACAGAAAUUAUGUAAUGUUUGAUCACAUUAAGUCAUCCGGUUUUCAGUCCAAAGUUUCUGGUUUGAUUUUAGUUUUUUUAUCGGCUCACUACAUCUUCAACAAAGACACUUAGCAGUCUUAAACAACAGCAGGUGAAUGGGUUUAAAUAAGAGUAGCAGCAGUUUUCACACUCUUUGAAUAAUGUAAUGUCUUGCACGAUACUUUGGAUUUCCUUAGAUGACAUUUUGUUCAUAAAUAUUUACACAGCAGCCAUAAAAAUUUUAGCAUCAGUGUUUACAGGCAGUCUUAAAAUGAUGGGUUGCAUACCGACUUGAUCAUGAUGGUUGUGGUAUUUUAUGGACCAUGAAAGGAAGAAAAGAGGCGGAUUUGAUUGGAGCGGAGACGGAGUUGUGCUGAGUGGCACUGGGAAGAGCUAUUUUGGAGUGUGAGAGUCAGUGCAUGCAGUCACAACAAUCGACUCAUUGAAGUGAUCAUAUGACAGCCCAGAAUAGCUCCAAAUGAGGAGAGAACAGAAGUGGUCCUGUAUCCACAAAGACUGUUUUGAUGUGGAGCGCCGGCCCGCAGCGCUGAUGUGUUUCUUCUUCUUUAUUUAGUGAGACUAAUGGCCAUGCAUCUUGGGAUGUUAAUGCUGAGCUUACUCCAAAGAUUAUGAUCUACUCGUCAUGAUGCAGCAUGCUCAUAGUGUGCUCCUCAGCCCACUUAGCUGACUGAUAAGAUUCCAGUUUUAGUUCAGCCAGAGUUCAGCCAAAAGGGGACUUUUAAUACGUUUUUACAAGUAAACUGGUUUCUCAGAAAGAACAGAGACUCACACACUGAAAAUGUCACAGCCCUGGUGUUAUGAUAUUUAAAACACUUCAGAGAUGCUUUAAAUUUUUUUGAGAACAUGAAACAUUUAUCGUCUGGAAGUUAACAAUGAAAGUUAGGAAGAAGAUUUUCAGAGGUAUGAUUAAUUUAGAGUUUAACUCUGAAAGACUGAACCGAAUCUGAUGCAGGAGGAUAAUGUUAGACUGAGUCCCAUGGACUCAGAUCAGAGCAUGAGCUAGUUAUACGGAGGUCCAGCUGCAGUAAUGUGGUGGAGGAGGUGUUUGUUAUGUCGACUUUGCUUUUUUUACUCUGAACCAGAUACUGCCGUCACCAUUUGCAGCACAUGCCAUCGUAACAGAGGACCAACUGGUUAGAUUCACAAGAAAAAAACAAAGUCUUUUUUUUUAAUUGAAGCAGUAGAAACUGUUUCUUCACUGUCUGAAUAUGUGUACAGUCACCUUGGGUUGUCCUCUUUCUGUAUGAGGUGGAAUAUUCACUGGCCUAUUUUUAUAUAUAAACCUCUCUGGUGAUAAUUACCAUCAAACCUCAAAGACUUCCCCAGUUUUCAGGUUUGUUUGUAUCAAACACAUUUCAAAUCAGCAACUUCUGCAUGUUCAAAUGAAUCAGGUCACACCUGAGAGAGGCUGCUUUUAAUAUUCUGAUGCAGAUUCCUGAAACGAGUUCGAGCAGCUCCUUCACAGAGAUGAACUUUUACCUUCUGACAAUUUUAAAGUUUUAUUUUUAACCUUUUAACUUCUGUUUGUAACUGUUCUCCAUAAGCCUUUCUUUGAAUCUCAUACCUCUCCCACACAUCCUCGUAGAUCUAGCUUAAAUUUGUCUAGUGUCAGAAUCUACCCCAUUUGAGGACUUUAAUGGUCUUAAUUCAAACUUCCUUUCACACAAACAAAGGGAAACUCUGUAGAUGCAAACUUCAAGUUAAUACAAAGUGGAACAUUAUGGUUAUUAUAGGUUUUGUGGCCUUUGUCUAAAAAAUAACUGACAGGAAAGCCUGUUUAAAAUGGAUGAAACCGCACAUUGAGUGAACAACGAUGUGGGUAACACAGGAUGUAAGGCGUAGCUUUAGUUGACACACUUUUUUUCCCCUUUACCAAUAAAGUGGAAACACCAACAAGGUCAUUGUUCUUAUUUUGUCACACAGUUUGUUUGUUAGUAAAUCUACGUUAUUUGACACAGGCGGUUUUGUAAACCAGAAUUCUAGUAUGGUGGAAAACCUGUUCACUGCACACUAUCUGGCUUAUUAUCCUGCUAUCAAUGAAAAAAAAUAAAUCAUCUUACAACCAAUACUUUAUAUCGGCUUGUUUUUGAGUUUAAAAAUGAUGUAUUUAUACAGCUAAAAAUGAUCCAUCUGAUUAUGCUCUACUAAUGCUUCCAUGGCAACAGCAUUUUAAUGGAUUACUUGCUGCACCAAUUAACUUUAAACUGAAUAUUUCAAUUCCUGGUCAAAUUAAAACAUUAGCCUGUUUAUUUGUAAAAGGUGCAUUCAACUGAACAUUUCUAUGAAAGUGGAGCAGGACUUUUACAGGAAGAUGUACGCUGACAUUUCUGUCCUCAUUCAGUACCUUUUAAAGAUAAAAAAAGACAGAGGUUUCAACUCUAACAUCAGUGCUCCCAUCACUAUCAUGCCCCCCAGCUCUGAUGUCAUUGCACGGUUUGCAGGACAGCAUGUUGAUGCACUUUCCUCUGUCAGAGAUUGUUGAAGCCCAGUCACUCCUCAGGCUCCUCUCAUAUCUGUCAGACCUGCCUGAUGGCUGCAAUUAUUUCCUCAGGUGGAAGAAUGGAAACAAGCGUUUUUACCUGUGUUAACAGGCAGAAGUAGAAGAAAUACGCAUUUUUCCACAGAUUAAUCUAUCAUGAUGUGUGUGUGAGAGAGAGAUCAGGUUGUCUUUGGGAUUAUUUUAGCUGUUAAUAACUGAAAAAGGUGUCAGCCCCUUAAAAAAAAAGUUGAUCCUUCAAGGGUUAGACCGUGUGGUGUUAAACUUUCAACUUAAUCUCAUAUAUCAGAAUCUUUUAGAUCUCCUAUCAUCCGUGUAUGGCGACCAUUACUGUCAGAGAAGUUUAUUAUCAAACUUCGCUUUUUGAAUAUGUAACGCACACACUUCUGUAACUAUAACUGGAAUAUCUUCAAACUCAACCCAAGAUAACCCUGAUGGUGCUUACAUAAUCAUCAUCUCCACAUGAUUUGCUUCCUCUGUGAUUUAACUAUUCUCCCGCAGAGCCACAAAAACACUAUGUAAGGGUGGAGUUUUACUUAUUCCCAUGUUGAAAAUUACUUCAUCUCCAAAUGAGUUUGGAGGCUUCCUCAGCUAAAGUAAAUGUUGUGUGUUUUACUGUGAAAGUAGCUGGACAUUAAAACUUUGAUUUAACCGUUCGCUGUUGUCUUUCGUGGCCUUCAAAUGAUGAAUUUUUAAGCAGAUUCCAAACUGUCUCAAUUAUUAAAGACAUCCAUCACAAAAAAUGUUUUCUUUAUCUUUUUUAACAUGUCACAGCCACAUAAAUUAAGCUGUUACAUCAAAAUGCGUCCUGUUUUUUUGUGUUUCCCCAGAUGUCCAAGCAGGAAAAGCAGCAGCAGAGGAAAGAGAAGGCGCGCUCCAAAGGCCCCUCAGAGUCAAGCAGGGAGAAAGGGGCUCCGCGUUCCCGACAGGACCCCAACGCCAGCAGUGGAGCCGAGGGUGAUGUGUCAUCAGAGAGGGAGCCCUAGGUUAGAAGGGUGAGGAAGCAUAAGAGAUGCUCAAUGAAGAGCUUCAAUCAGAGUUUAAUUUUAAAGUCUGACAGACCCAGACUGGAUUGAAAUAACAGAGAUUUACUUUGAGAACAUAGAGGCUACGGAUCAAGUUUUCUCUCUUUAUUUUGGUGUCACUGUAUGACUGAUGCUUCAAUCUUUGAUGUUAUACCAAACGCAGUACCUCAAAGUCACAGACACACACAAAACGCCAACAUAUUUGUCCUCUGAAUGUACAUUCAAAGCAGCCUCCUAGUUACAUACACUGUAUAAUGUAUUAAAAAACACGGUCACACACAAAGGGUCAAAACUCUUUGCCAAUAGAAGGCUGCUUGCAUAACUCUGUCUGUAUUGACCAUAGACAGUAUAUAGAAUAGACGCCGUCUGCCUCCUCACUGGGUGGAGCCACCCCGAGAACAGCACCCUCUGGUGACGGGCUGAAGUAUAGGUCAUAAAUCCCACCUCUUCCAGCCAUCCCUAUGAAGCUGUGGACAAACUUUAGAAAUUAAUUAUACAGAAUAUACAUUUUUCUCCCCCUUGCUGGUGAUUUUUUUUUUGUGCAGCUCCAUUUUUAAAAGUUAUUAGGGGUUCAUGUUUUUUACGAUGGACACUUGAUACAGCCUAUGGGUGUGCAAAGCUUGUUUAGCUCUCCCGGAGGAUAUGCUGUUGUAGCUGAGCGUCAUUACAGCAACUCUUGGUGACUCGCCUGCUGAAUGCGUACAAUACUACUGCGCAAUGUUGGUUUCAGGAAGUGGAGUGAAGUGGAAUAACUCAGAAAUACCGUGAGCUUUUUGGCUUCAAAUCCAUAUACUGACGGAAGGCGGAACCAAGGUGUCCAUAGUAUAUACAGUCUAUGGCAGUGGUUCUCAAGUCCAGUCCUCGAGGCCCACUGUCCUGCAUGUUUUGGAUGUUUCCCUGCUCCAACACACCUGAUUCAAAUGAUCAGCUCGUUAUCAAGCUCUGUACCGGCUUAAUAACGAGCUGAUCAUUUGAAUCAGGUGUGUUGGAGCAGGGAAACAUCCAAAACAUGCAGGACAGUGGGCCUCGAGGACUGGAUUUAAGAACCACUGGUCUAUGGUAUUGACCUUUUUAAUAAAAGGCUACAGAUUGAAUUUCAGAGCUGAAAGAAACCCUUCAGGUUUUCAAGUUUCAGGGUUAUUUUAUGGAAAGUGCCACCUGUUAGUUGUAUUGGUUUGUAAAAAAGUUAUUUUUUCCCCUGGAGGGAAACAAGCUUUAAAAAUCAGAACCAUUGUUUUGAUUGAUAUUGCGAUCAUAACUGUUAGAAACUCAUGAUUUGGCACAUUUACACAACUUAAAACCCCUUUAAAACUUAAAAGCUGAAAUCUACAAUAAAAAAAAGAACAUUUGAAACAACUGUAAGAUGGAUGUCUGUCGGACUGACUGGACCUUAUCAAUUUAAAAAACAAACAUCUGUUUUAACACUGAAAGAGAUCAUUCAUCAACAAUGUGCAGACUUUCAGGGCCCAAUGAUUGAGGAUGUAUUAAAAGAUACUCAAAGAUAUGGAGCACCUACACUCACCGGCCACUUUAUUAGGUACACCAUGCUAGUAACGGGUUGGACCCCCUUUUGCCUUCAGAACUGCCUCAAUUCUUCGUGGCAUAGAUUCAACAAGGUGCUGGAAGCAUUCCUCAGAGAGCUUGGUCCAUAUUGACAUGAUGGCAUCACACAGUUGCCGCAGAUUUGUCGGCUGCACAUCCAUGAUGCGAAUCUCCCGUUCCACCACAUCCCAAAGAUGCUCUAUUGGAUUGAGAUCUGUUGACUGUGGAGGCCAUUUGAGUACAGUGAACUCAUUGUCAUGUUCAAGAAACCAGUCUGAGAUGAUUCCAGCUUUAUGACAUGGCGCAUCCUGCUGAAAGUAGCCAUCAGAAGUUGGGUACAUUGUGGUCAUAAAGGGAUGGACAUGGUCAGCAACAAUACUCAGAUAGGCUGUGGCGUUGCAACGAUGCUCAAUUGGUACCAAGGGGCCCAAAGAGGGCCAAGAAAAUAUUCCCCACACCAUGACACCACCACCACCAGCCUGAACCGUUGAUACAAGGCAGGAUGGAUCCAUGCUUUCAUGUUGUUGACGCCAAAUUCUGACCCUACCAUCCGAAUGUCGCAGCAGAAAUCGAGACUCAUCAGACCAGGCAACGUUUUUCCAAUCUUCUAUUGUCCAAUUUCGAUGAGCUUGUGCAAAUUGUAGCCUCAGUUUCCUGUUCUUAGCUGAAAGGAGUGGCACCCGGCGUGGUCUUCUGCUGCUGUAGCCCAUCUGCCUCAAAGUUCGACGUACUGUGCGUUCAGAGAUGCUCUUCUGCCUACCUUGGUUGUAACGGGUGGUUAUUUGAGUCACUGUUGCCUUUCUAUCAGCUCGAACCAGUCUGGCCAUUCUCCUCUGACCUCUGGCAUCAACAAGGCAUUUCCGCCCACAGAACUGUCGCUCACUGGAUAUUUUUUCUUUUUCGGACCAUUCUCUGUAAACCCUAGAGAUGGUUGUGCGUGAAAAUCCCAGUAGAUCAGCAGUUUCUGAAAUACUCAGACCAGCCCUUCUGGCACCAACAACCAUGCCACGUUCAAAGUCACUCAAAUCACCUUUCUUCCCCAUACUGAUGCUCGGUUUGAACUGCAGGAGAUUGUCUUGACCAUGUCUACAUGCCUAAAUGCACUAAGUUGCCGCCAUGUGAUUGGCUGAUUAGAAAUUAAGUGUUAACGAGCAGUUGGACAGGUGUACCUAAUAAAGUGGCCGGUGAGUGUAUGUCUUGCAGUCGAAGCGCGCCUCAUUUAUACUGAGGCCACUGUCCUCAUUGCAGCUGUUGCUGGUUCAACUCCCGGCCAUAACCCUUUGCUGCAUUUCCUCACAUACAGCAAGAUACUUCUGCAGGCAGAUAAACCGUGUAGUUCAUCUGUUAAAGACAGCUUGACCCUGAAUUGUGCAGAGAGACCAGCACACCUGAGAAGGAAACAGUCCUGUGAAAUGUACAGUCGUGUCCUCCCGCUAAAAAAAACUACACUGGACUUUUUUUUUUUGCUGUUUUGUCAACUUGUGUGGCUGCAACCAAAAUAUUCCUCCCCCAUUUAUCAUAUUAGAAUGUGUCGAGAACAAUAUGGCAGCUUUGAAUGUGCAGCUUGAAGAAAAAGACAGGAGCGUUAACAUUCUCCUUGGCAUCUCUGUUUUCUCCUCCUCCUGUCUGCGCCUGCUCUGUUUGUUGUGGUUGACGCUGCACAGAAACUCAGCAACACUCAUGAGAGACAGACCUGUUUCUCAGUCUGUGGUUCAUUUUAAGAGGAGAGAGGGCGGGCAGAGGAGAGGAAAGGUCGAGGUUACUCUUAUUCGCCUUCAGUCCUUCAGUAUUUGUUUAGCAGUGCAAAAACAGAGGACUUGUGGGGGAGUAAAGAUGGGGAGGCAUUGAGUCAGCUCCCCGCGUGUCCCCCCUGCUCUGGCUGUCUCGGCUCCUGUAGCACCGCUCCUCUCCCGAUGUGAACUCUGAGGAAGGCACGCACAUUUACCGAUACGCCGUCAGACAAGCAUUAAAACUACACUCAGAGAACAGCCAUAGUUCCUGUUUCUCUGUUGCACUUGGCCACAGUCGUAAAGUUAGCUGCAGACAGUUAAAUCAUGUCUGACUCAAGUGUUAUCAUCUGAAAUGAAAACUGAUGGCGUGUUAUUUUUGUCUUUUUCGCUACAGUUUUGUCUGUUCCACACACACACCAUCCCAUGUGGGACCUUGUAAGCCUGUUGUCCUGUCUCGUGUUCUCUACAGCAGGGGGCCCUCUGCUGUAAUCCUAAAAUGCAUGUUGGGUAAAUAUGUGCCCCAAGACAUGUAGACUUCAUCACCUCGUUACAUAAGGCCUUUUUGUCUGACGGAGAGCCAGAGCGAGGGAGACAGGAGGAAGAGGGGGAAAUGAGAAAGAAGAAGAAGAAGAAGCAGGAAAAACAUUUGAAGGAGUUGACAGAGUUAUUUGGGGUCUUUUUUAAUCUCUCUACACGCAGAACGUUUCCAGCGGAGAGGUGAAAGAGAAAUGUGGAUUGAGAGAGAUGUCGGACAAGGGUCUUGUUGUGUGCAUAUUUUAAAGAGAGAUUUGGUGUUCUUGAGGUGAGCUUUUACAUGACUUAAACAUGAGCACAGCUGAGCUGUCCUCAGAAGAAGUCAGUCAUGGCAGCCCCUCAUUAUCCUCUCCAGUCUGUCCUCAUCUUCAUCCAAAAAUGUUCUAAACAGCAGAAAAAGAAGGCUCCUUCUGCACAUUUGGCUACUUUCAGCAAUAUCCCACCCAUAAUGUCAAUUCCAGUUUUACUUUUUUGCAACUCAACUAUUAAAGACCUGUCAGAGUGGAUUUAACUCUCAUUUUCAAUUUUUUAUAAUGCUGCUCUCACAAUGUGGAGCCAUUUUAUAUUUUAUAAAGCCUACACUCUCUUUCUUUGUUGAGACAGAUCUACUUCUCCAAUAAGCGACCAAUUCCUUUCACCGUUGUGUCAUCAAAUGAGUAUUUCUAUUAAAAAGAAGAUGACCUCUGCUGUCCUCACUUCUUUAUGCUGUGAAAAAAGAUCAACCUGAACAUGAACUUGAACUGGCACCGUGCACUUUUAAAAAAAUGUGACAAAAAUAGUUCCUGGAUUUGUAACGGCUAACCUAGGUCAAAGUAGUUUUCUUAGUUGACAGUUAAUCUGCGCAUCUUUAAAAAGUCUCCACAGUAAGGGUUCAUUUCAACAGGAGGAGAGAUCUAAAGGUCCAAGUGAGAAUAAAAUGUGCAUGUAUGGAUAUGUCAGCCAAAGUGAUUUCAGCAUUCUGGAUAGUUGUGUGUUGCUACUGAAUAAGUGUAAUCUUUUCUAAAAUCAUAGAUUUAGCUCAUAGAUUAAAAUCAGAUUUACACCAGAGCUGGUCUUUAAUAAAUGUGUGUUUACACUAAAACACACAAAUGGUAGAAAAUGCUCAGUUAAACAUGAAAUAACCAGUUGAUGGGGAUAGUGUGUGAUCAGUCUGUCAUGUUGGAACAACCUCAGAAGAGUGUUGUGUGCAGGAAUAUGUUCCGUUUCUUGAGUGGGCAGCUGGUUACCUGUGAAACUCCUCCUCCUGACUGGUGAGCGUGCGCAUUGCUUCAUUCCCUUCCUUGCUGUUGAACUGUGUGUAGCGUUUCGUUUCCUCCUGAAAGCGCUCUCUUGCUGUUUUGGUUUAUUUUCUAUCUGUAAUUUAUCAGUACAUCUGUCUGUUUAGAAAGUCUGUAAGUAUUUCUGAUAGUUUUCACCAAGCACUGUUUUUAUCUCCACUCCGGGCGAUCCCUCUGACCAUUUACUUUAUUAGCUCCUAGCUUAGCUUCUCUUAGCUACACUUGCUAACGAUGGCUUCCCCCCGGUCGCCUGCUUCUCCUGCUCGCUUCUGCUCAGUGUGUCAGAUGUUCAGUUACUCCUCGUCCUCCUUAGACGAUAACGAUACCUGCUUUAAGUGUAGUUUAUUCUUAGCUCUGGAGACGAGGAUUACAGAGUUAGAAAAGCGGCUCCGCACCGAUGCUAGUGUAGCGAUAGCCAGCCAGGACUCGGUAGCCGGUGCGGGUCGGCCUAGCUUAGCCUCCCCCCCGGCGAAUCCCGAGCAGCCGGGAUGUAGUAGUGGUUGGGUCACUGUGAAAGGGAAGCAUAGCAGUAGACCUAAGAAGCCCACGGUAGACCACCACAUUCACACUUCAAACAAAUUUGCCCCUCUCAGCAACACACCUGCUGAGCCUGACGCUCUUGUGAUUGGAGACUCUGUAGUCCGAAAUGUGAAAUUAGCGAAGUCAGCGGCCAUAGUUCAGUGUCUCCCGGGGGCCAGAGCGGGCGACAUCGAAGGUAGUUUAAAACUGCUGGCAAAGGCUAAACGUAAAUUCCGUAAGAUUGUAAUACAUGUCGGCAUAAAUGACUCCCGACGCCGCCAGUCGGAAGUCACUAAAUUGAACGUGGAAUCGGUGUGUGAAUAUGCCAAGACCAUGUCGGACUCCGUAGUUUUCUCUGGUCCCCUGCCCGAUCAGACAACUGAUGAGAUGUGUAGCCGUAUCUCAUCAUUCAACCGCUGGCUGUCGAGGUGGUGUCCGCAAAACGGCGUGAGCUUCAUUGAUAAUUGGAAGUCAUUUUGGGGCAAGCCUGGUCUGAUUAGUCGGGACGGCAUUCAUCCCACCCGAGAUGGAGCGGCCCGUUUAUCCAGAAAUCUGGCCGAUUUUAUUAAUCCGAACCACUGACAAUUCAAAGCAGAGAUCAGGGAGCAGGGCCGCAGUCUUACACGCCCCCCUGCGCCUCUUUUAGAGCAGCCUCCCAGCCACUACCACUUAUACACAGAGACAAGGGAGCAGAGCCGCAGUGUAAAACGCCCUUCUGUACUCCCUUCAGAGCAGCUUCCAAGCUACAAUCAGCUUGACUUAGAAAUCAGGGAGCAGAGCCGCAGUGUAAAACGCCCCUCUGUACUCCCUUCAGAGCAGCUUCUAAGCUACUCUCAGCUUGACAUAGAAAUCAGGGAGCAGAGCCACAGUGUAAAACGUCCCUCUGUACUCCCUUCAGAGCAGCUUCCAAGCUUCUCUCAGCUUGACAUAGAAAUCAGGGAGCAGAGCCACAGUGUAAAACGUCCCUCUGUACUCCCCUUCAGAGCAGCUUCCAAGCUACUCUCAGCUUGACAUAGAAAUCAGGGAGCAUAGCCACAGCUCUACACGUUCCUCUGUACUUUUGUUAGAGCAGCCUCCUAGCUACUGUCACUUUAAUAUAGAGACUGUGUCUGUCCCUCGUACUCGGCUCUCAAAUUCUAACCGAUCAAUUAAAAAAGGAGUAAAUAACAAGAACCUUACUAGAAUUAAGACUGUUAACAUAGCUGAACCAAGUACUAGUAAGAUAAAAUGUGGCCUACUGAAUAUAAGGUCUCUAAAUUCAAAAUCUGUGUUAAUAAAUGAACUAAUCUCUGAUCAUCGCAUUGAUUUACUCUCCCUAACCGAAACAUGGCUGCGUAAGGAUGAAUAUGUAAGUUUAAAUGAAUCCACUCCUCCUAGCCACCUAAACUUUCACAUUCCUCGAGACUCCGGCCGAGGUGGUGGAGUUGCAGCUAUCUACAAUUCCAGUCUUAGAAUUAACCCAAGACCAAAACUAGAUUAUAACUCUUUUGAAAGUCUCGUUCUCAGUCUCCCGCACCCAGCCUCAAAGUCCAUGAGACCACUGGUAUUUGCUAUAGUUUACCGCCCUCCGAGCCCAUACUCUGAGUUUUUGUCAGAGUUCUCAGAGUUCCUAUCCGAAUUAGUCCUUCUCGCAGAUAAAGUCAUCGUCGUCGGUGACUUUAAUAUUCACAUAGAUGUGGAAAAUGAUAGCCUAAGCAUUUCUUUUCGGUCCUUGCUAGAUUCAAUUGGGUUUACACAGUGUGUACAUAGACCUACGCACUGCUUUAACCACACUCUCGAUCUCGUCCUGGCUUAUGGCCUCGAAACUGAUGCCCUGUUAGUCAGCUCAUUAAAUCCUCUAUUAUCUGAUCACUGUCUAGUAACUUUUGAAUUUGUGCUCUCAGGUUACUCUCCUCACAACAAAGUCGUGCUAACUAGAAGGUUGUCUGAAAAUGCUGUUACUAAGUUCAAGGAGGUAAUUCCGUCUGCUCUAAAUUCUGUAGUUGAGAAAAACUUUACUGAUAGCUCAUAUUUAAACAUCAGUCCCUUGCAACUCGACCAGUUUGUUGAUGAUACCUCAGGCACACUGCGAUCAGUUCUAGACUCAGUUGCCCCUCUUCGACAGAAAACUAUUACACGCGAGAGGCUAGCCCCGUGGUAUAAUGCUGAAACCCGUGAGCUGAAACAGUUAUUAAGAAAAUGUGAAAGGAUUUGGCGCUCCUCCAAAACAGCUGAAGCUCGUUUUCUCUGGCAGGAAUGUCUCGAUAAAUAUAAGAAAGCCCUACGACGUGCUCGGACAACCUACUACUCGUCUCUUAUUGAGGAAAAUAAGAAUAACCCCAGAUAUCUCUUCAGCACUGUAGCCAGGCUGACAGACUGUCCGAGCACCACUGAACCAUGUAUCCCAUUAGCCCUUAGCAGCAAUGACUUCCUGAGCUUCUUCAAUGAUAAAAUCUUAAAAAUAAGAGGUAAAAUUAGUAACCUAUUGACUCCACCAAGUGUCUCUCUCUCAGAUAACCCUAAAAAUGUUGAGGAGCCCCUAAGGCCUCUGGUGCACCUUAGUAAUUUUGUACCUAUUGACCUUCCUGAGUUAAAAUCAGUGGUGCUAGCAGCCAAACCAUCGACGUGUCUCUUAGACCCAAUUCCAUCUAAAUUGCUGAAGGAAACUCUUCCUUUGAUUAGUACGUCCCUGCUCAAAAUGAUUAACACGUCUUUAUUAACAGGAUAUGUUCCCCAGUCUUUCAAGACUGCAUUGAUUAAGCCUCUCCUUAAAAAACCUACUCUAGACUCAAGCUCCCUAGCUAACUAUAGACCAAUAUCCAACCUUCCUUUUAUUUCUAAAAUCCUAGAGAAAGUUGUUGCGAAUCAACUCUGUGAUUUUCUCCAUAACAAUGGUUUAUUAGAGGAUUUCCAGUCUGGGUUUAGAACCCAUCACAGCACAGAGACUGCUCUGCUAAAGGUGUCAAAUGACCUACUCAUGGCCUCAGACAAUGGUUUUCUCUCUGUUCUAGUCCUGUUAGAUCUUAGUGCAGCAUUUGACACAAUUGACCACUCCAUCCUGCUUCAGAGACUAGAACAAUCUAUAGGCAUAGCAGGAUCAGCUCUCUCCUGGUUUAAAUCGUACCUAACAGAUCGAUCCCAGUUUGUCAAUGUAAAUAAUAAAUCCUCUGCACACACCAAAGUGUGCUACGGUGUGCCGCAAGGGUCAGUGCUCGGUCCAAUCCUCUUCACCCUGUAUAUGAUUCCGCUGGGUAAAAUUAUGAGGAAGUAUUCGAUUAAUUUCCACUGUUAUGCAGAUGACACCCAGCUAUACCUAUCCAUAAAGCCAGAGGAAGCAGGCCAGGUUGCUAGGUUAGAAGCCUGCCUCAAAGAUAUAAAAUCCUGGAUGACCAAUAACUUUCUAAUGCUCAAUUCAGACAAAACUGAAGUUCUGGUCCUCGGUCCUAAACACCUUAGAGAGGCGUUCUCUAGUAAUUUAGCUACAUUUGAUGGUAUCAGCCUGGCAUCCAACCCCACUGUGCGUAAUCUAGGAGUUGUAUUUGAUCAGGAUUUAUCUUUUAGCUCCCACAUUCAACAAAUUUCUAGGACAGCCUUUUUCCACCUGCGCAAUAUCUCAAAAAUUAGACGCAUAUUGUCUCAGAGCGAUGCAGAAAAACUAGUCCAUGCCUUUGUUACCUCUAGGCUGGAUUACUGUAAUUCUCUCCUAUCAGGCUGCUCUAGUAAGUCAUUAAGGACUCUUCAGCUGGUCCAAAAUGCAGCAGCUCGGGUAUUGACUAGAACUAGUAGAAGGGAGCACAUCUCCCCUGUUUUAGCCUCUCUUCACUGGCUCCCUAUUAAAUAUAGAAUUGAGUUUAAAAUCCUCCUUGUGACAUAUAAAGCGCUUAAUGGCCAGGCGCCAUCAUAUCUCGACGAGCUAGUUAUACCGUACUUUCCAUCUAGACCGUUACGCUCACAGUCUGCAGGUCUGCUCGUUGUACCAAAUGUCUCUAAAAGUAGUGUUGGAGGAAGAGCUUUCAGCUACCAGGCACCUCUCCUCUGGAAUCAUUUACCGCUCGAGGUUCGGGGGGCAGACACACUCUCAACUUUCAAGAGUAGACUUAAAACGUUCCUCUUUGAUAAAGCCUAUAGUCAGGGCUGAUUUGAACCAGCUCUUAGUUAUGCUGCUAUAGGCCUAGACUGCCGGGGCUAUCUGGCACACUGAGCUAGAAUCUGUCUCUAUCUCCUCUUUAGAUCUUUAUGUCCCAUAUAAGUCACUGACCAGUUUUCUGUCUCUCUGAGUGUCUCUGAGUCUUUUAGCUGCCACUGGACUAAUGCUGCAAACGGUCUGCUGCGGAACUGCCUGACCCCAGCUGCAUCCAUCCUGGGCCCUGAGCUCCUCCAUCUCUUUGGCUCUUUGGCUUCUCUGGACCGUUGCUGCAGAGACCCCCCCCCCCCCCCCCUGAGCUCCUUCUUCUCUCUGAUUCCUCUGGACUGUUACUGUUACUGCAGACAUGAACAUCAGCCUCACUGUCAUUAUUGACAUACAAAAUAGAACUGACUACGAUUAAGCCUGCUAACUGUAAUCACACUCAAUUAAUUCAACAUUGUCCAUUAUUUCUCAUAUCCUAAACCUGUAAACUGAACGUCUUUUUGUUUCACCAUUACAUGAGCUGUUGUCGUUGUUGCUGUUGUUCCUGCUGCCUCCUGUCUCUCUCUCACCCUCGUUCCCUACUCUCUCUCCCUCCCCCUCCCUCUCCGUACUAAUUCUCUCUCGCCUUUCCCCUAUCUUGCUGUCUCUCUCCCUCCCCCUGUCCUCUCCCCCUCUCCCCUCUUCUCUCUACAUUCCUCCCCAACCCAGCAGCGGCAUGGUGGCUGUCUAGCAUGAGUCUGGUCCUGCCCAAGGUUUCUGCCUGUUAAAAGGAAGUUUUUCCUUGCCACUGCUACUCAUGUUAGUUGAGAUGGGCCAAAACCCAUCUUAGGUUGGUUCUUGAUCAUCAAACAAUGAGCGUGGUCUCGACCUGCUCUUGUUCUUUGGAAAGCGUCUUGAGAUGACGACUGUUGUGAAUUGGCGCUAUAUAAAUAAAAUUUGAUUGAUUGAUUGAUUGAUUGAUUGAGAGUUGUGCGGAGCAUCCUUUAAACUGUGUGGUACAGUUUUUGCUGAAUAAUGAUAAAGCUCAGCAAGGUUCCUUGUAAACAGUACCAAGCAGACUUGAAAAAACUGGUAGUCCACCUUAUUGGCAAACCAACAAUCGCUGCCUUGCACAAGAUGAGGUAAUAACAUCAGCAUUUUCAUCAACUUCAGACGAGAAGUGAAAAUACAGAUAGAAAUCUACAUUUCAAAAACAUUUGAAUAUGUGUGAACUAGGGCUGUAAAGUCCUGGUCGUCUUAUUGGUCGAUACUGCUGUGUCGUCCAAAAUUCUGAUUGGUCAACUAGAUUUUUUUCCGCGUCAAUUUAAAGUCUAUGGUUAAUUUCAUCAGGAGGAACGUACCAAACGCUAAUGGGGGGUGUUUUCAGAGCAUACACGUUUCACAGGUAACAGCCUGUUUCCGAACACCCCCCUUGUUUUCACCAUUUUAGAUUUGCCCAACCCCCUGGAGACCGUCUGGAAACAGGAGGAAGAUUGAAGAGUUUCCACAUUGAUCAACGUUCUGUGGUUUGCAGGAUAAAAUAUUUGUGUUUAAUUGCCUUCUUGUGCUGAUAUCAGUAUAUUUUUGUGCCGCUGAGCCAUGUCGUCCCAUGCCGCAGAGGGGUUUGUCUCCCUCCCAUUAGUCGAUUUUUGGUCGAAAAUUUCAGGGUUUUAGUCGACCAAAAAUGUCUUUGGUUGAUUGUAGCCCUGGUGUGAACAAGCUAAAGUUUCUAUUCAUCAAUGUUUCCAGUUAUUAAUGACAGAAACAAUGGCUGUAUAAGUGAUGUGAACCUUGAUACUUACAGAGAUGAAACUGCAGGGAGUCAUCAGCCUUCUGGUUUUGUUGAAACACUUGCUCAUAAAACCAGAAACUAAAAGAGAGAAAAAGUUUAAGCAGAGUUCAUGAAGUGGACAGUAAUUUGCUUUGGAAUAAUUUUCAUUGCAACAAACGAUUGCAACUCCACAAAAGAUGGAAAAACCAAGGCGCUCUUUCAGAAAACUGUUUAUUUAUAAUAGAAACCACAAACAUGCAUGUCAUGUUAAAAAAGAGCAGGCAUACAACCCACGCUUAGUAGCGCAGCAGCCUUCCUCAGGGUGUAAUCCUCAGCACACCAUCAGCCUCUUAAAAACAUCAGUAAACUGAGAGCACCUGAGUUCACAGGUGUGAGAGCAAGGCAUGGUCGCCAAAUGACUCUCCAACAGUGUUAAUAUAGCUGCCACAGAAUAAAAUGCCCAUUAUUUUAAGCCACACUUCAGUCAUAUCUGCCUUUUAGUUUGAUUUUUUAUUUAUUUUUUACUCUAGUUAUAAUUGACAAAAAGUUAAGCCUUUAAUGUAGAUUUAGUCAAUCAAAAGUCAUCAAAUAAAAUCCACUUCAGACAUUUUUGUCUUAUCAUCUCAUCAAAAACAAAACCUUGAUUUGUCUUGAAUAUUUAUUAUCAGUAAUUUAUUUUCUUAUUUCGCUGAAAAAAAGCCACAAACUUGGAAAAAAUGUACCCAUAAAGAAAUAUACCAUCAACCAAAACCUAUACUGAAAUAAAAAUUGUGAACAUUUUUUCCCCUGAUUUCCAGCUUUUUUUUCCCUUUGGUUAUUUGUGUCGGAGAGUCAUUUGCUCCCUCACCUGUGAGCCCAAUUACCACCUUCUCAGGUGCGCUUAUUUAACUGGUUUAUUUAAGUGGCUGAUGGUGUGCUGAGGGCUACACUCCAAAAACGGCUGUUGUGUUGCUGUGCGUACAUUGUAGUCCUGCUUUUUACAUGACCUGCAUUGCAUGUAUUUGUUGCAUUUCUGUUUAUGCAGUUUAAUACAGGAUUUCUGAAUUUGUCUGCCUUUCUUGGAUUUCUGUGUGCCCCACCGUAGAACACGUUUGAACAAGAGAAACCUCUGAGCCCUCCAGACCCUCUUUCUUUUGUUUAAAGUUUUGAGAGAAACCAUCCUUGAACAGAGGUGGUAGACUAGAGCAUGUCUUAUCCCCCACUUACAAUUCAGCUUUGGAUUCUUUUAGACAACAAUCCAAACAAAGCUUGUGUGCUGGACCACAGGCUCCAACAUCAUGCAAGCAUAGCAAACCCGAAGAUACCCACUGGUGUGAAAACAUUGAAGCGCUAACAUUUUCUAUGUGCUAUAGUUGUGAUGUGCGGUGAUUGAGUGAUUCAGCACAUACAGCUGGGUCAACAGUUUGUGUGUAUAUGUGUCUAAUUGUGGCUGGUGUUAUUUGUCUUUCAUUUGCAGCUGUACCUUUCUCGUAGCGGCUUUUAUUCAGAUGAUUACAGUGUUCAUUCUGGAUAAUAUGAAUAAAAGGACCUAGAGACACGCACUAAUAGCUUUGCUCUUUUUGUCUGUUGCAGACAUUUUGCCAGGGACAUGACGGUGAUCACACUUUCCUCAGGAAGGCCUGAAAUGUCAGUGACUCUCUCACCUGAUCUUGGACUGUCCUCUUUCCUGUCUGGAAAUCACGGGGCCUGCAGCAGAACACCAUCGCCUCCCUCGUGUCUUUGGCCUCUCUCCUCCAAAAUAAGAUCAGUUCAGCCACUAUAUAUGCCUCUUUGAAAAGGUUGAUGCACAAAGUGCACAUGGAGGGUCACAUGGAAAGGACAUCUGCAGCACUUCACUGUGGUUUUCAGAGUUUUCUCACUAUCUUACCAUGUUUGUGCCUCCAUCUGGCACUGGCUCUGUUCGUCUUUUCCUUUCAGAUCUUAGCCACUGUCCCCACUUAAUCUCUGCUUAGAAACACGGCACUGACCCUGAAGCAUCACUCUGCUCCAAGCCCCUGGCUUAUGCACUGGCACAAGCAGCCUUUCCAUAUUUAUUGCAUCAGUGCCACCUCAUGAUUGGUACAAUAACACUUGUAAAGCCAAUCUUAAGGUUACCAUACCUGAAUAAACAGACUUUGAAUGAGUUUCUAAAUACCCAAGAAACACCGACUAGUCCUGUCAUUUCAACCCCAUGGUCUCCCCUUUGAAGGAAAACAUACUGCUUGGUAGAAAAUCAUCAAUAGAAGAAUGUUUUUAUUAUUAUUAUUAUUAUUUUAUCAAAAAGCAACAGCAAUAAAUCAUAGCUAAAGAGACAGUUCAGUUUUUUAAGCGUGAUUGUAUGCGAUACUUGUCAACAGUAUUGGUAUUACCCACAGAGGACCCUGGUUAGACCUGCUCUUUUAAAAACAGGCAUGGUAGAUGGGAGAUCAUUUAAAGUAUGGGUGAGGUCCCUUUUAGUGCAAAAAUGAACAAGCUACAGCAAAGUCAAACGCUGAAUAAACAAGUCUAAAUCAGGGGUACCCUUACACUGAAAUGUUUGGAUCACACCUUUGAUUUUCAAAUCCACCAUUAAACAGCUUAGAGAGGACAUGAAACUUCUGAUGGGGACUACGAACACAUCAGAAAUGUAGACUGAGAUUAAAAACAAGUAAGCAAUUGGCUCUUUUUCUAAUAAACUUCCAUACAAACUUCUCCUCUUCAGCCAGUCUGUUCGCCCCCUGUUGGCCAGUUGAAAGAAUACAGGUUUUGGGUACUUUGACAUUCUGCAGCUGCUUCAUUUUUACGCUGAGAGGUUAGGUAAUCCUCAUGUUUUUUAUACACAACCACAGUUUCCAAGACGUUGGGAUUCCAUCUAACAUGUUGAUUAGUUUUGAUGGUUUGAAAAUAAAUUAAAAGCAAAAUUUCACUAAAAAUAGCAGAAAGAUGAUGUUGAAAUGAUGAAACUGACAAACGUUAUUGUUUAUGAAAGACAUAGGCUUUUUUAGAAUUUGAUGCCAACAACAAGUGUUCAGUUUUUGGAAAGCCAAUACCAAUUAUGAGAGAGAGAGAGAGAGAGAGAAGGGCUGCCAGUUGUUGAUCUACAAAGCAAAAUCACAUUUCUUUUUUACAAACGUGAAACAAAAUUGAAUGAAUAAUUUAAAUAAAUAUAGACUGAAAAAUAUGUACUUUGUUAAAUAUUGCCACAAGGGACUUCUGGUUUGCUAUUUAGCCAUCUUUAAUUAUUAAACAAGACAAAAUUGCUUGUAAGUAUUUGGGUUUAUGCAAAAACAGUAAUAAAACAAGGCGUUUAAAAAAUCUUUCUUGAAUGACUAGAGUUCGGGAUAUAUGAUAAAAGUAAAUUUAAUGCUUGCAGGAAUGGAGCACAAACAAUACAUCCAGUAGAUACACAGGAGUGGUGCCCAGUUGAUUCAGAGUCUGUUAUCCUUGCUUUCUCAGUCUUCUCAGAUUUUAAUCUUUAUUUCCAAAUAUUAUCAACAAGCAAUUUAAACAAGUAACACUUGCCCUUGGUUUCAUUCUGUUUGUCAUGCAUUCGCUGUCCUUGCAUUGUGUAAACAUCACAGUGACCUUAGCCUUCUCAUUAUUUUACAACUUCUAUGCACAUCUUGAGGUUAAAGAUCAUGUUUUACAUAUACAUUAAAUCUGAAUAGAUAGCCAGUUACUUAUUAUAGCUGAGUUUAGUAAAUCUCUUGAGAAGGAGAAAUUGAAUUGGGUUAUGCUAUACAUUAAAAAUAAAUUUCAGAACAUGGCUGGAAUCUAUGUAAUAAGGAGCACAACAGAACUUAAUUCAAACACUGUCCAGUUACUGUUUUCCAGAUUUGAUAUAUGUGAUUUUUAGUAUCAGUGUGGGAGAGGAUGUGUCAUUUAGAAAAGAUGAUUGUGACAGUGGCCUCACGAAUGCCAAUGUGAGGCUGAUUUUUAAAGAGGCCAUUAAUCAGACCAUUUAAUUGGUCUGUCCCUCUCAGCAACGCUUUUAAAAAAGUUGGGAGAAAUUUCUUUAAGUGUUUGUUGCCACUGCUUAACUUUUUUGAAACGUGUUGUUGGUAUCAAGUAUUAAUUUAGCUUACGCUUUUCAUAAAAGACCAUUUGAAAGUUGCAACAUUUGACUUGUUGUCUUUGCACUAUUUCAAAUCGAAAAGGCUUUAAAUCCUGUCUUUACCGACAUUUCACACAGCAUCCCAACUUUCUCUGAACUGGGUUUGUAAAAGCAAAACCAUAAAUCUGCCAUAAACACUUUCUCGCUCUUGUUACCUGUCUGUCUGCUCACCUGCAAAUCAGCCCAUCCACUCAGAUGUUUUGAGGUUUGCAAACUUGGCUGAUUCUGGUCUCAGCUGACUCUUCGCAGUCCAAACAGAUUACCUGUAUGUCUCUGAAACUCUCCCUUACUUUGUUGCUUCUUCUUAACUCACACGGAGGAAUGGAUUGUUACCUUUCUUUGCACCUUGGAUUGAGUACCUUUAGUGACUUUGAGUUAGUUUGUCUCAAUUACAAGGAGAGGGAGCCAGCUGUGUUCACCGUCAUUGAACAGUGACACAGUGCGGAUGAAUGAAGUUCAGCCUCACAAAACAGAACUACUAUUUAUCAAUGUUUUUGAUUAUUACACUGUACUGCUGUCAGUCGACAUAUCUGAAUGUACAUUUUGUUGCCAUUUUAUAAAAAUGUCAAUAUAAAAAAA
This is a messenger RNA of Xyrichtys novacula (pearly razorfish), 33020 nucleotides long. The record is from the annotation of a GenBank genome assembly. NCBI's taxonomy places the organism in Eukaryota, Metazoa, Chordata, Actinopteri, Labriformes, Labridae.